Molecule: messenger RNA, 2837 nt
Organism: Saccostrea echinata
Lineage: Eukaryota; Metazoa; Mollusca; Bivalvia; Ostreida; Ostreidae
Product: exonuclease 3'-5' domain-containing protein 2-like
Exons: 16
Coding region: 27-2459 (810 amino acids)
Biological process (GO): L-phenylalanine catabolic process; nucleobase-containing compound metabolic process; tetrahydrobiopterin biosynthetic process
Cellular component (GO): cytoplasm
Molecular function (GO): 6,7-dihydropteridine reductase activity; nucleic acid binding; NADPH binding
Source: RefSeq, a predicted model, not a curated record
AGGGACAAACUCGACUUGGAAGCAGCAUGUCUUGUGCCGGUAGAAUUUUAAUUUACGGUGGCAAAGGUGCUUUAGGCUCCACAUGCGUUAGCACAUUCAAGGCUCAAAACUAUUGGGUUGGUUCCAUUGAUUUGAUGCCGAAUGAACAAGCUGAUGCCAAUGUUGUUGUAAAACCAAGUGAAUCAUGGUUAAGCCAGGAAGAAGAGGUCCUUAAAGGGGUAGAAAGUAUAAUCGGGGGUGAGAAACUGGAUGCAGUUCUGUGUGUGGCGGGGGGAUGGGCAGGAGGAAAUGCAGCCUCCAAAGAUUUUAUUAAGAAUGCUGAUAUGAUGUGGAAACAGAGCGUCUGGACCAGUUCCAUUGCAGCAGCCCUGGCAGCUAAACACCUUAAAGAAGGAGGGAUUAUCACACUUCCUGGGGCAGCUCCCUGUGUUAAAGGCACCUCAGGCAUGAUGGGAUAUGGGAUGGCUAAAGCUGCAGUCCACCAGUUAGUGAAGAGCCUGGCCUCCAAAGGCAGUGGCCUACCCGUGGAUUGCUCAGCACUUGCCAUGUUGCCAGUCACUCUUGACACUCCAAUGAACAGGAAGUUUAUGUCCGAGGCUGAUUUUUCAACAUGGACACCAUUAGCAUUUGUAGCAGAGUUGUUUAUGAAAUGGACCUCUGACAGGUCUUCCCGUCCAGAGAAUGGUAGUCUAGUCAAACUGGUCACCAAAGAAGGAAACACAGAACUCCAACAGGUGUGCAUGGGUGUUUUAUUGUUUCUGCAACUAAGAAAAUAUAGCAGAUUCACAAGGUUUCUUAGACGACUAAUACAAACACCAGUGAAGUACAGAGAGAAUAAGGCUGUAUAUUUGAUUGACUCAUCAAAGUCCUGGGAGGAAUUCUAUAGCAAAUUACAGGAACAAAGUACAAAAGUGCUUGGAAUAGACUGUGAGUGGGUUACGCAGGGAAGACACACCCUUCCUGUGUCUCUGUUACAAGUGGCGACCUCUAAAGGAGACUGUGGACUGAUACGUCUGUCACAGAUGUCCGAAAUUCCAGACUCACUGCGCAGAAUAAUGCAGGAUCGAAGCAUCUUGAAAGUAGGUGUGGCUUGCAUUGAUGAUGGAAACAAACUUCAUAAAGACUAUGGAAUUGAAGUUCAAGGUUGUGUUGACCUGCGUUAUGUUUUGGGACGUGUGAGAGGAAUUUACCAUGUUAAAACUGUUGGACUAAAGGGUAUGGCUGGGGCAGUAUUAGACAUUGAGCUUGACAAACAUGAUGGUGUUCGCAGAAGUAACUGGGAAGCUCCAGUAUACACAGAUGCUCAGAUAGAAUAUGCAGCAAAGGAUGCCUUGGUGGGUGUAGACAUAUUUAUUCACCUUGUUAUGGCAAAAAUUGAGGGAAGAAAAGUGAAUAUAUCGGAAGAGACACUGCUGAAAAAUGACAUUGAUCCCAAAUUCUGGCCCACUGCAAGGUCAAUGUGUCAGGGGAUUGUAGACCUCCCUUACAAACGGAAGGGAGGUGCUAUGCAAAUGGCUGACAAAACCAGCAGCAAUUCAAUACCAGCAUCCAUUCAGAGAUUGACACAUGCAUUAGAGGAACAACUAGCAAACAAGAAUGAAGAUGACUUUAAAGGAGUUCCAGUGGAACUAUCCCAAACAAAAGAGAGUCGAGCCUAUGUAGUGCGAAAGCGCCCUCUAUACUAUAACUGCCUCCUGUUGGCUCCAGAUGGAGAACAAUUGUGUACCUGUGACGUCAGAAAGGCUGAAUGGUACAUAGAGAAAGGACUGGCAGAAAAAGUUGGUGAUGACCCCUUGACAGUGAAGUUGAACUUUGAACCUCAAGGUCGUCCUGAAAGUGGGGAUGACUAUUAUCUCCAAGAAAAAGAGAAUAUUUGUGUUGUUUGUGGCAUAGAGGAGAAGCUCAUCAAGAAACAAGUUGUUCCAAAAGAAUAUAGAAGGUUUUUCCCAACAUCUUUGAAGGACCACUCCUCACACGAUGUGCUCCUUCUGUGUGUAUCUUGUCAUCAGAGAAGCACUCAGUUUGACACAGUCCUGCGAUUCCAGCUAGCUGAGGAGAGCGGAUGCCCUAUUGACAUGGGGUCAUCAGUCAAAGUUCAUGCAGACAAGGAUCUUCAGAAGGUUCGAUCAGCAGCAAGGGCCUUAUUGUCAAAAAAGGACAGGGACAAAAUUCCAGUGGAGAGGAAGGUAGCACUGAGAACAAUAGUAAAGGAUUUCUAUGGAGUCAGUGAUCUCUCUGAUGAACUUUUAGAGGAGGCAUCUGAUAUGGACUACAGGACAAUCAACGAUGAGUAUUUUCCUCAUGGCAAAGCUGUUCUUCGACAUGUCAGAAGAAACGGGGGUAUCUAUAAUUUUGAAAGACGAUGGAGACAACAUUUUGUAGACACCAUGAAACCCAACUAUCUGCCUCCUAAGUGGUCAGUUGACCACAGACAUGAAAGGAGUCAUCUUUAUUCAUAAUAAAAACAGAGUGUAUGAGGCAUACUACAUCAUCAGACUGAUAGGUACACAUGUACUAAGUACAUGUAUCCUCAUAUAAGUUGUCCUAUUUUCCUACAGAAAAAAAUUAAGCACAGUGAUGGUAAAAAAAACAAAAGUUGAAGCAUAUGUUCAGUCAUAAUUCAAAUCUACUCUGCAUGUUCAUCUGCAUAUACAUUAGCUACAGAACUGUAGAUUCUACUCUGCGUGUUCAUCUGCAUAUACAUUAGCUACAGAACUGUAGACUAAAAUAUAAAACCAUAACGCUACAGUUCUGCAGCUACAUAUACAUAUGUAAUGGCAAUAUUUAAAGGGGCUGGAGCUGUGAUAUUAUGAAAAUAAAUAUUGAUUAAUGUAUUA